AUGUUCCAAUGGGAUAAAGAAUGCACGCGGGCUUUCGAAGAGUUGAAAAAGUACUUGGAAACCCUGCCUUCUUUGUUCAAGCCUGUCGCAGGAGAACCACUCUGGGUCUACCUGUCAACUACCCCUGAGAUCGUGCGGGCAAUAUUAGUAAAAGAGCAAGACAAUGUACAACGGCCAGUGUAUUUCUUCAGUCAUCUAUUAAAGGGAGUUGAGACUCGAUACACAGCUCUCGAGAAGUUGGUCUAUGAAUUGGUGCUUAUGGCGCGGCGUUUAAGGCCUUACUUUUUGGCACAUCCCAUUAUGGUCCUGACCAACAGUACCAUGGGCAAAGCUCUAACCAACGUUGAAGUCGUCGGCCGGCUCAUCAAGUGGGUGACUGAAUUGGGAGAAUACAAUAUCGCCUAUCAACCUCGGACAGCUAUUAAGGCGCAGGCCUUGGCUAAUUUCUUGACCGAGAUUCAUCAAGCAGACUCAGAAGAGACCUGGAAGCUAGCCGUGCGAUUAAGUUUCAGAGCUACUAACAACGAGGCGGAGUAUGAAGCUUUAUUGGCAGGUCUGCAAGCAGCUUGGCAUGUGGGAGUGGCUCGGGUAAUCAUCUAUUCUGACUCCCAGUUGGUAGCUCAGCAAGUAGCUGGCAAUUUUGAGAUCAACAGUGACAAGCUUCAAGUAUAUCGGGAGGCUUAUGAGAAGAUGAAGGAAGAAUUUAAGGAGGUUACGGUGAGCAAGAUUCCCAGAGCAGAAAACGGUAGGGCUGACGAAUUAGCUAAAAUGGGUAGCUCCCUGACCACGUGGGUAUUGGACAGGUCAAUAGCACAGACCUUCCUCAUAGCCCAGAUAGACUUGCAAAAUAACAUGGACGGGGUUAUUGAUUGGCGAGCACCAAUGAUUAGUUAUCUUCAACAUGGUACCUUGCCAGCAGAUCUGGAGCAGGCGCAGCUGGUCAAGAAAAAUGCCCAUGCCUACACCAUGAUAGGUGAUCAAUUGUACAAGCAUGUGUUUUCCAGGCCUCUACUCAAAUGCCUAGCUAUCGAAGAAAUAGAUCAGAGGGAUGCUCAACAACUUGUGAACACUUGCCUGUCCUGCCAGAAACAUCAGAAUCUGACGUAUAUGCUCACCUCCACUCUAAAGACCUCUAUAGUUUAUUGUCCUUUCGAUCAAUGGGGUAUGGACAUCGUCGGACCCUUCCCUAUGGCAUCCGGUCAAAGGCGAUUAUUUCUAGUGGCCAUGGGCUACUUUUCCAAGUGGGUGGAAGCCGAAGCUCUAGCCAGAAUUACUGAAAGAGUGGUUAUUCAAUUCUUGUGGAAGAACAUUCUGUGCAGAUUCGGCAUACCCCAUAAGCUAGUAUCAGAUAAUAGAAGGCAAUUUCAAGGUCGAAAGAUCCAAGCCUGGUAUCAGGGAUUUGGAAUUACUCAGGCCUUCACCUUCGUAGUAUAUCCACAAAACAACGGGCAGACCGAGGUUGUUAACUGA
Messenger RNA from Zingiber officinale, 1470 nucleotides. RefSeq lists its product as uncharacterized. The transcript is spliced from 3 exons. The record is from RefSeq and is a predicted model, not a curated record. The coding region runs from base 1 to 1470 and encodes 489 amino acids. Gene Ontology annotation, molecular function: nucleic acid binding; RNA-DNA hybrid ribonuclease activity. NCBI's taxonomy places the organism in Eukaryota, Viridiplantae, Streptophyta, Magnoliopsida, Zingiberales, Zingiberaceae. Gene Ontology annotation, biological process: DNA integration.